UCUCUCUCUCUCUCUCUCGAUCAGCGACCUAUAUCAGUAUUCUGCCGUUCCUCUACUUCAGCUCUUUCAGUGAUUUGCAGAGAAGAUGAAGAUCUUUGACUGGAUGCAUCGAAAGUUUCACCCCAACGUGGAUUACUGUAUGGUUUCUCGUAAAAGAGAUACAUUUGCUGACUGCGGAAAGAAGUCGUCAACGCUCACGUGCGAUACGGACGCGCUGCUCAACGAUCACGUGACCAUCGUUGACGUCCUAAGCGGCUGGCAAGAUGGCAUCCUGACCAUCGGCACCUUCGGCCUCGAUCAGCUCAAACACUUCCCACCUGACGACGAAUAUUCCGUACAAGAACAGGAAUAUUCCGUCACGGAGGGAGAUGACACCGUUAACGAUGCUGGAGAAGCUGAAGAAGAACAGGAAGAGUUCCAUCCGUCCGCCGUCAACGCCUUCAAGGAAGAGCUGGAGAAGGUCUUCGGCGCGAAUCCCGACGCAUCUGCCAUCGGAGAUGAGAUGCUGAAACCCGAUGCCGCAGCGGACAAUCCCCUCCGUCGGUUCCUCUCUACACCGGAAUUCAACGGUGGCGAUGAGCUGGAGAAGGACAAGAAGAAGAAGGGAGAGAGGACGACGCUGGCCGAUCUGUUCUCUGCCGACGCCGCCUCGGCAGCCUCCGCUGCCGCCGGAAAGUGCGGAUCCGGCAAGGCCUCGCCGGGAUCCGGGAAGAAGCCGGCGUGCAGUACAAAGCAUGUGCGGUCGUUGGCUAAGAAGCUGAUGCCAUGGAAGGGAGAGGAAUCUCAUCCAACGAGAAAAAUACACCGAAUGGUAACAAAGAUGUUGAAGAGGAAGAUCCACCCCGAGCUGGACCAUGAGAUUCAUGGAGCCGUUGGAUCUAUUGAUGCGUUUAAGGUCGACCCUUCAAUCGGCAACCCAGGUCUCAAGUACCAUUUAAGUGACAAUGCCGGAAAUGAAUCUAUCUCUUUGCUUCAUGAUGUUGUGUUGGAGUUGUGAUCGGAUUUUCAUGGCUGGGAAGUUGUUUUAGAUGCUGUGGUGGGCCAUAUGUCUAGUUUUCAUGCAUGUGAGCUGUGUCUUUUGCUUUCUCUUCCUUUCACUUUAUUGUUAUGUUGAUGAUGGGAGCUGUCAUUGGUUACAGACCUUUGAUUAUAAGUGUUUUGGCCCAUAUACAUUGGAUUGUAGUGCAUCUCAAGGGUGGAACAUUAGCCUUA
Molecule: messenger RNA, 1212 nt
Organism: Magnolia sinica
Lineage: Eukaryota; Viridiplantae; Streptophyta; Magnoliopsida; Magnoliales; Magnoliaceae
Product: protein TILLER ANGLE CONTROL 1-like
Exons: 5
Coding region: 86-997 (303 amino acids)
Biological process (GO): morphogenesis of a branching structure
Source: RefSeq, a predicted model, not a curated record